This is a messenger RNA of Corythoichthys intestinalis (scribbled pipefish), 2418 nucleotides long. Its product is annotated as myelin-associated glycoprotein-like. Lineage: Eukaryota; Metazoa; Chordata; Actinopteri; Syngnathiformes; Syngnathidae. Bases 115 to 2298 code for a protein of 727 amino acids. The record is from RefSeq and is a predicted model, not a curated record. The transcript has 13 exons. Gene Ontology annotation, molecular function: carbohydrate binding.
CGUGCGUGACAUCACGCGUCCUUAAAAGUCCGACUACCGCCGGUGAAUUUCUUCUGUUCCGUGACAUGCUAGAUCCACACUGAGACUGUGAAGCUGUUUUAUCGAAACUCUGAAAUGAUGAAGGCACCUAGCCUUCUCCUGGUGACCAUCGCGCUCGGCAUUUGGGCUCUGACAGGGAGCUUUUGCAAGGAAUGGACGACCGUGAUACCGUCUUCGGUGCAGCCGAUGAACGGAUUGUGCUUUUAUAUCCCAUGCACAUUCACCAUACCUCGGUCGUAUGACAAAUACUUGGAUAGCACCUGCGCCGUCCUUUGGAGGAGACUGUUCGAUACGGAUUCCUGGGUUGAAGUAAAAUAUGUGUUCGACUCCAAGCUCACGAGCAAGCAGAUUGCUAAUUCAAAAUACUUGAAGGGAAAAUUUGUCGGGAACUUGCGGGAAAAAAACUGUAGCACCAUCCUGGAAGGUGUGACAUCAGAGCAUCUUGGGAGCUAUUUCCUACGGCUGAAUUGUCAAAACCCACUGAAGUUCAACUUUAUGGGUUUAUUCACUAGAGUGACCAUACAAGAUUCGCUGCUCCAACCCGCUAUCGACCCUAGCACAGUGGAGGUUGUGGAGGGUACUGUGGUGGCUUUAAAGUGUCAAGCGCCAGUUAUUUGCCCGACGUUGCGCCCGCGCUUGACGUGGGCGCCGCAGUUAGGCCCUGUCGAGGACGCAGUGGAGGCAAACGUCAUAGCGGUCAUGACUUUUACAACCACUCAUCUACACAAUGAUGUUAGUGUGACUUGCAGCAUCAUCCAAAGGAGGCAACGGGGAUACUCUGAGCUCUCCUCGGAACGUGCAUUAACAGUUCGAGUUUUGCAUGCUCCUAAGAACACGACGGUUUCUGCUACGCCACCCGGCUCUUUGCCUGACGGCAGCGCCGUCACUUUGAGAUGCAACGGCGUGGCCAACCCGCCGGUCACUGCCGUGACCUGGUACCGAGUGAACGGUGACUGGGUCAAACCGAUGGGCUCAGGCCAGGAGAUCACCUUCAAUGUCACCAAGCUGUCCAGGGAUAACUAUUAUUGUGAAAACCGCAACAUCCACGGGGCACAGUUGGCUGUGCCCAUCGCCAUCGAUGUCACAUUCGCCCCCGAGAUCCUGCCAUCCUCCGACUGCCAAGACGUGUCAACAGGGAUUCAGUGUUCCUGCAUCAGCCAGGCCAAUCCCCCGCCUUUCCUGAAAUGGGAAGGGGUGGAUAGUAACUCCAACCAGCAUAGCAUCAUAGAGCAGUCCCUCGACAACAUCACUCGCAGAAGCGUCAUCAUCCUUAAUAGCCUGGACAGCGACAGUGGAACUUCUCUGCUUUGCAUCAGCUUCAACCCAAUUGGAGUUGACCAACUUGCUUUCGACGUGUCCUCGCCCGACCCUCAGACAGGAGGGCUGCAUAAGAAGAACCAGUGUCCUGCAGGAUGGCUGGCGUUCAAAGACAAUUGUUACCAAUUCGCUACGGACAAGAGAGGGUGGAAUUCGGCCAGAACACAAUGUGCGACCAAGGGAGGGCACCUGGCCAUCAUCCGGAACCGAGAGGAGAGGACAUGGCUGGAAUCACGCUCUAUAACCGACAAUUGGAUCGGCCUGAGGCGCACGGAUGUUAUGAAAAGGUGGAAGUGGAUUGACGGCACUCCUUUGAACGACGGGAUAGCGAGCUGGAGUACACGUAAGCCUAACAACUACAUGGACCAAUAUGAAACUUGUGCUGUGAUACGGUCCUGGAAUCGUCGCUGGAACGACUUGAACUGCGGAUGGUUUCGAGGCUACAUCUGUCAGCGCUGCCAAGAUAGCGAUGAGAUUGUGUACGAUGGCAUCAAAGGCACCUGCAACCUCCAAGUGAAUGUGUACCCGGAGGUUUUCGAAGUGCUGUUUGAGCAGCGUCUGCGCGCGGGACGCAUCAUCGUCAUCCAAGGAAAAGUCAAGCCCAACCCAACCAAGUUUAUCGUCCACCUGUCCUUAGGCCACGGUAAUGACACUCCAUUGCGCAUCGAAGUUGAUUUCAAAGAUGGGGACCUUGAGCUGUUGACCCGCAUCGGUAGUCAUGUUGGCGGAGAGUAUGUCAACAAGGUCAUCAAGGAAGACUCCUUCCCUUUCGCAGCCGGAAGCGACUUUGAGAUGAACAUCGAGUGCGGUGAUGACAUUUUCCGCUUGGCCGUCGGCAGCGACUACGAGGUGAUUUACGAGAAUGAUUGCUAUGAUCUGCAAGAUAUCCAUAGGCUGUUGGUGGAGAACGAUGUGACGGUGACCGCCGUCAGGCUGAUUUGAGGCCGUAGGUGCGGCAAAAGGCGUUACUUCCUGUCGGGAUGUCGACACCUGACAACUUUGUUUGCAAAGUUUUUUAAUUAAUUGUUAUUUUGGAUUGUUUGCUACGGAGCCCCCCGGGUG